Molecule: messenger RNA, 6720 nt
Organism: Corticium candelabrum
Lineage: Eukaryota; Metazoa; Porifera; Homoscleromorpha; Homosclerophorida; Plakinidae
Product: spectrin beta chain, non-erythrocytic 1-like
Exons: 40
Coding region: 1-6528 (2175 amino acids)
Biological process (GO): actin cytoskeleton organization
Cellular component (GO): cell junction; cortical actin cytoskeleton; plasma membrane
Molecular function (GO): actin filament binding; phospholipid binding; carbohydrate binding
Source: RefSeq, a predicted model, not a curated record
AUGCAUGAAUCGCAGGAUGAAGAAGAUCUGCUGGGAGCCAUUAGACCAUACAGGUUCAAGCUUAGCGACAGCAUCUCUGAAGCUUUGAGAUCGCCUGCUGCCUUGGAAGCGGAUGAGAAAGAGGACAGGCCACCUGAUAGCGUUGGUUUAGUGUCAGAUGAUUAUGGCAAACACUUGACUGGCGUAGAAGAUCUUCUGCAAAAGCACAGUCUUGUAGAAGCCGACAUUUCAUCUCUGGCUGAAAGAGUGAAACAGCUAACUAAUCAGGCUCAAGAAUAUGGUGACAUGACUGAUGAUUUUCCAGAUGAUGAUGAUUCUUUUUGUCCAGAGCCUCAGUUGAUUGCUGAGAGACAAGCAACUCUUAACCAAUCUUAUGCUCAGCUUCAGGAUCUUGCUGCUGCUCGUAGAGAGAGGUUGGAAGCAUCACAAGUGUUGCAACGGUUCUAUGUAGAUGCUGAUGAGGAAGAGAGUUGGAUUAGAGAGCAGGAACAGAUCUUGAUCAAAACAGAGCAGCCGAAAGACCUGACAAGUGUCAGGCACUUGCAGCAAAAGCAGCAGGGGUUGGAAACUGCAACUGUAGGUCAUGAGGGUCGUGUGCAGGAUGUUGUCUCACAAGCCAAUCAGCUGCUGCUUGCUGGACAUUACGAUGCGGCAAACAUCAAGGCCAAGGUGACAAGUGUAGAGAAGAAUUGGUCAGGAUAUAAGAGCCUUGCUGCCACUAAGCGUGAUCGACUAAACCAGCUUGGGAUUCUUUACCAAUAUUUGGCUGACUCACAAGAAACUAUCAAUUGGAUGAAAAUGAUGGAACAGGUUGUAACUAGUCCAGAUUAUGGUCGUGAUCAGUACCAUACACAAGCUCUUAUUAAGAAACAUGAAGAUGUUGAAGAAGAGCUGCGAGCAUACGAAAAGGUGAUGAGUGGUUUGCAAAUACAACAUGCUGAAUUGGCUGCAGAGGAUCGUGUAGAGACAGUAGCAGAACUGCAGCCUCAAAUUAUGGAACAGUAUCAGCAUCUGCUUGAACUCUCAAGUCAAAGAAAAGCAACACUGUUAGAAGUACUUCUGUUUCAUGAAUUUGUGAGAGAAGUUGGACUAGUGGAGCUGUGGAUAAGAGACAAAAAAGCUAUGAUUUUGUCACUGAGAGAUCCCAGUAAUCUUGAAGAGGCUGAGAGUAUUAAGCAACGUUUAGCUGGUGCUGAACAGGAAGUAAUGGGUGGUGAAGCUCAAGUGAUUCAAGUAAACAACAGAGCUGAUGAACUGGUGCAAGCUCGGCAUCGCCAUUCAGUGGACAUUGUGGCAAAGAAAGAGGGAGUUAAUGAAGAGUGGGAAGAUCUCAUUUCUCUUCUACAAAGACGACGUGCAGAAAUAGAGGCAUCUGGUGGAGUGCAUGAAUUGUACAGCACAGUUGAACAGACGGUGCGUUGGAUUAAUGAGAAGGCAGCGCUCAUCCAGCAGAGUGAUCCACAUGGCAAAGAUCUAGAAACAGUAUUGAAGGAACAGAGGCAGUUGCAAGCAACAGAAAGAGAUCUUGUGGCACUGGCUGACAAAAUACAAGCUCUGAAUACACAGGCUGAUCAAUUGACUGGACAGCAUCCUGACAAGGCAGAUGUUAUUAGAACUAGAGUUGAGGAACUGAAUAGGCUGUGGAAGGGAUUAAAUGAGGAGAUGGAAAAGAGAAGAGCUUUGCUAGGAGAAUCUGGAAGUCUGCAAGCUUAUCUUCUUGAUCUAAUGUCUUUUCAGACUUGGCUAUUAGAUGCACUUGCACGCACCUCGUCUCAGGAUCAUCCAAACAGUGUAGCAAGAGCUGAGGAAAUGCUCAAGGAGCAUCAGGAACUGCGAACUGAAAUGACGACGUAUGAUCCAACCUACAGCAAAAUUGUUGCAACUGGUAAAAAAGUUAUCACAGACCCAGCUGACUCAAAGCAGCAGGAGGCAGAAAAGAGACUAAAUGAUGUGGAAACUUCUUGGACCAAACUUUGGGACACAUGGGAAAACAGACAGGAGCUGCUUGUUCAGUGCCUGACAUAUGAGACAUUUAAACGGGAUGCAGAGCAUACAGAAGUCUUACUGUUAGAAGAUGACAAGUACCUUGAAGAUGAAAACAUUGGAAACACUCUGGAUGAGGCAGAAGGUUUGAUCAAGAAGCACGAGGAAUUUGAGAAGAAACUAGCGGCUCAUGAUGAGAAUGUGAACACUGUGCAGAUGAUGGCAGAGAGGCUAAUGGAAGAUGAACAUUAUGCUAAAGAAAAUGUAGAGCAGACAGCAAAGAGAGUUUGUGAAAAACAAGUACAAAACAGGGAAAGAUCUGGCAAGAGAAGAAGUGACCUUGAAAAUUCAUUGAGAUUGCACAGAUUUCGUCGUGAUUGUGAUGAGUUGGAAGUGUGGAUUGCUCAAAAGAUGCAGACAGCAUGUGAUGAGUCAUAUCGUGAUUCUACAAACUUGGCCAGCAAGCAGAAAAGACAUGAAGCAUUUGAAGCUGAACUGGAUGCCAACAGACAACAGCUGGAUGAUCUGUUGGAGACUGGUCAAGUUUUAGCUGCCACACAACCAGAGUCUGGAGAGGAAAUCAAUGGAAGACUAGACAACUUGCAGAAGCAGUGGAAACUGUUGCGAAGUAAAGCUGCAGAGAGAGGAAUAUGUUUAAGACAAGGAAACUCACAAGAACAGUUUAAUCGGGCAGUUGAUGAUAUGAUGUCGUGGCUUAAUCAAACAGAGACGUCUCUAUUGACUGAUGAUCUUGGAAAAGAUAUUCCAAGUGUGGGCAGCUUGCUGAAGAAGCAUCAAAUGCUGGAGUCUGAAGUUGUUGCUCAGAAGCAGGAAGUUGAGAAACUUUGCUCAGAAGCUGAUAACAUGUUAGAUGAGGAUCACUUUGACUCUGCUGCAGUGAAAGCAAAAAAGAAUGACUUAGAACAGAGAUAUGCUAGUAUUGCUCGUCCCAUGACUCGUCGUCGCAGUCGACUUGAAAAGUCAAAAAAGCUGCAUCAUUUCAACAGAGAUGUAGACGAAGAACUGGCCUGGAUUAGGGAGAAAAUGUUGUUGGCAACUUCAACUGAUUAUGGCAAUGACUUUUUGGGAACUCAAAGGCUGCUGAAACGUCAUAAGGCUUUGGUUGGUGAAGUUGGUGGUCAUGAGCCAAUGAUCGCUGCUGUUUGUCAUGCAGCUGAUCGUCUUGUCUCUGAAGGCCAUGAAGAGAGCCAACAGAUAUCCAACAGAAAGGUUGAACUUCAAGAAAGGUGGCAUGAACUCAAUGAUGCUGUUGCUGGAAGACAAGAAAAAUUGGAAUUGUCGGCUGUUGCUCAGCAGUACUUCCUUGAUGCUGCAGAAGCGGAAGCAUGGAUGAGUGAACAGGAACUGUACAUGAUGGAUGAUGACAGAGGAAGAGAUGAAGCCAGUGCUUCAGCACUGGUGAAGAAGCAUUGUCAACUGCAAACUGCAGUUAAGCAUUAUAAACGAACAAUUUUGGAACUAGCGGACAAUGUGAAGCCCAUGAAGGAGCAAAACAAUCCAAGCAGUGAUGCUGUCCAAACAACUCAGUCACAUAUCACUAAACUGUAUGACAGUUUGGAGCAGCUGGCAGAGGAGAGGGCAGCAAGCCUUGAUGAAAGUUUUAAACUUUUUCAACUGAACAGAGAAGUGGAGGAGUUGGAGUCAUGGAUCAAUGAUCAGGAGAUAGUGGCACAGAGCAAAGAAUUAGGUCAUGAUUUUGAGCAUUGUGAGAUGAUCCAAGAAAAGUUUCAGGAGUUUGCUCGCAACACCACAGCAACAGGAAAGGACAGGCUGAGUUCUGUAAACUCUCUUGCAGAGUCUCUUAUCACAUCUGGCCACUCUGAAGCUGUUACAAUUAAGGAGUGGAAAGAUGGUGUAGGAGAGAGUUGGGACAGCAUCCAGGAACUAAUAGAAACUAGGAGAAAAGCUCUUGCCACUGCUUAUGAAAUGAAGCGUUUUUACAGAGAUGCAGAUGAUGUCAGAUUAAGAAUACAGGAGAAGAUUUCUGCUCUUCCUGAUGAUAUUGGUCAUGAUGUUGCUAGUGUGGAGACACUGCUGAGAAAUCAUGAGAAUUUUGAACGUGAUGUGGCAGCUAUUGGAACUCAGCUGACAACUUUGUCUAAGGAGGCAGCUCGUCUAGAACAAGGGUAUCCAGGAGAUGAUGCAAUUAGUCAGAAACAGCAGGGUGUAGAAGAUGCUUGGGAGACGCUACAGGAAAGGACAACAAACAGGAAACUUCAAUUGAAAGCAUCAGACGACUUGCAGAAGUUUUUAGCAGCUGUAAAAGCACUACUGGUUUGGACAGGGGACAUGAGGAUGGGUAUCUUCACUGAUGAACCAGCAGGAGACGUUCGUCAAGCUGAAGUGUUAAUCAAAGAGCAUCAAAGUCGGCGAGCUGAGAUUGAGAACAGGGAGGCAGAUUUUGAUGCGAUUGCACAGUUUGGACACAGUCUUGUUGAUCGCUCACAUUUUGCUUCAAAAGAGAUCAAGGCUAAACUGCAGCUUCUUGUCAAUGAACAAAAUGAGUUGUGGAGUGACUGGAAUGGCAGAGAUGACGAGUUGAGACUGUUUUUGGAAGUUCACAUCUUUGCUCGUGAUAGCCAUAUGGCUGACCAGUGGCUUAACAGACUUGAGCAGUUUCUGGCUAUAGAAAGUCUUGGUGAUUCUCUUGAUGAUGUUGACUCUUACCUAAAGAAACACACAGACCUUCUGAAAUCACUAGAUGCACAAGAAGAGCGGUUUCUUUUGCUAGAUAAAGCAACAGAGUUUGAGGAGAGACAGAAGGCGUUUCAACGAGAUCGUGUAUUUUCAAUUACUGGGGCUGGGGAGCUAUCAAAUCGGCAACCUGUUGCUGCUGGUUACAUAGCAGAAAGGAUUGAGAGAAUAGAGCAGGAGGCGAGAGCUGCGCCUAUUGUUCAGAAGACCUUGCAGCAAAUCGAAAUAGAUAAUGAGCUUCAAGAAGUGGAGUCUAAAGACGAGACAUCAGUUGAGCAAGAAUCCGAAGAUGAUUCUCAUCGCUUCAGUAUGAUAAUUCAUUCAGAUGCGCCAUCUGACAGGAGUAGUGGCCCAGUUAUGAGCGAGGAGAUAGACCGGGCACUAGACAGAGAAAUUCAUGUCAAAGCUCUGUCGUCAGAUGAGUCUAUUCACGCCCGAGCUGAAGCAAUUGUGUCCUCAGUUAUGAGAGACGCGGAGAAAGACGAUGCUGGCAAAGUUGUGAGAAAAGUCGACAUGUCGACGGAGGUAUCUAAUGCUCUCCAGGACGAACACAAACCUAAGAAAGAAGGAAAGAAGGUAAUUCAAAGCUCUGCAAAGAUGCCAUUUCUUCAAGACUUCAAGUUGCAAGCCAUAACGACCAUUAAUGUGAAGGCUCACUGUCCCGAGGACGCAACGCGUUUUUGGUUUCGACUCAUGGCCGACGAGGAAAACGUGGCGUUUGAUAUGACUGCACUUUUCAAUGAGAAACACGUUGUUUUGAGCUCAAAAGUUAAUGGACAAGUGACGGGGGAAACGAGGGCCGAGAACUUCCCGUUUGUUCAGGGUACGGAGUUUGAGCUGAAGGUGGUCGUUGAUGAAGAGUCAUAUCGCGUGUUGGUCAAUGGGAAUGAUGUUGGGAGUCUCUGCAGUUGUAUGGAGUUGAGUGCUGUGACCAAGUUACUCAUUGGAGGAGAUCCGGAUGGAAAGGGGUCCAUUGUUUUGCUGGGUCUAAACGCAAAGGUUAAGAGGCGUGGUGUUGCUGGCUUGGCAAAGAGUUCUGUUGUGUCGAAAUCUGAUGUGCCUGCGCCUGUAGAAGAUCAACUGCCUUUGGAUCACAUUUUUGAAGAUACAAAAGAAGAAGAAUCUACAAAAGCCCGUUUGCCGAAGCACGUGAGCUUUAGUGACGAUUUUCCAAGGGAUGGUACGUCUGAAGACAAGGCAGCAUCACCCGUUCCUCAAGACGAUGAAACUAAUGCUGAAUCUGCGGCAAGCAGUUUUAUGCCGGCUGGUGGCUUGAUGGAAGGUUUGCUGAGUCGCAAACACGAAUUCGAGAGUGCAGGAAAGAAGUCACACACAAGGUCGUGGAAGACUUUCUAUGUUGUUCUGAAAAGUAACCAGUUGAUUUUCUACAAGGAUGAACGGGACGCGAUUCACAGCCAUCAUGCAGCAGUUCCACCUAUUGCACUGGAAGGAAGUCAAUGCGGAGAAGCAUCGGACUACACAAAGAAAAAGCAUUGCUUGCGAUUACGAACAAACACUGGAGGAGAAUGGCUGUUCCAAGCCAAGAACUCGGAUGUUAUGAAAUCGUGGAUUCGUGCUGUUGAUCAGUCGCAGCAACUGUCCGCCGCUGGCGACGAGCAGAGGACGUUGCCUCUUGUCGGUACCGACGUUCAGGAAGUUGCUGGUGUGGUCGCUGGUUCCCUCGGUAGCUCUCCUGAUACGACACCUCUUCAGUCACCGUCGCAUGUUCCUGCAGUAAAGACUAAGAUGGCUACUGAUGCCAUUGCAGUGUCUGGAGAUGUUGAACCAAAGAAAGAGAAGAGAAGGAGCAUUUUUGGCAGGAAGAAGUAACCGUUGGUGCUCAACCUUUUAACUUUGUUUAGACGUUUUGCUUUCGGUAAACUUGUUUUGCUUCGUUUUCGCUGUUGCUGUGUAGUCGUGGUUUAUCGCUAGAACACGAGUUGCCGUAGACGCGGUGCUGCGAUUAUUUUUACUGCUAACAAUUGAUCUCUUGCCGAUAAUUGUUUGUGAACUGAUAGGAAA